This is a messenger RNA of Armigeres subalbatus, 2334 nucleotides long. RefSeq lists its product as uncharacterized. NCBI's taxonomy places the organism in Eukaryota, Metazoa, Arthropoda, Insecta, Diptera, Culicidae. The transcript is spliced from 6 exons. Bases 166 to 2256 code for a protein of 696 amino acids. The record is from RefSeq and is a predicted model, not a curated record.
UGCUCAGUCCGUGUUGGAUCGCGUUAGUCGAAAGAUCGGAUUCUGGAUGGUUGUGAAAAAUUACUCGGAGCUAGAAAAUAAUAUUGGAAUUUGCAAAUAUUUACUGAAUAGAUAGUUAGUGCACGGGUAAAGUGUGGCGAACGGUGAUUGAGUGGAAGCAUCGCAAUGAUUAAACUUGGGGUGGUAGUUUUGCUUGUUAUCGGCACGUGCACUGCAGAUUUAGCUGCAUGGGACGAUGGCUCAGACUUGAAUGUUAACAGGAAUUUGAACAGUAUUAAAGGACCGCAUUUCAGUCAGCAUGAAGUAUCUGUGAAUGCAGCACGAAAAGGAGCAGCAGAACGUCUGGCACGGCUUGGUUCUGGCGUUGCAUCUAAUCCAUGUGGAACUACAAUCUGCUACAGCAAUUCAGGAUACUCUGACAACAGUGACGCCGAAACUCUUGGCCAUGGCAUUGUGGGCUUUAAUAAUGCUGGCGCAGCCGGGUCCAGCUCCAGCAGUUCGAAGUACCAGGCGAGCUCGCACCAGCAAUCUGUUGCUGGUGUAGUUCCAGUUUAUCCUGUCCAUACUAGUUCAAAGUCAAGCUAUUCCAGUGAAUCACAGCGACGAAGCUUAUCCAGUGUCAACGCUGCUCCAACAGCUAAUUACAUCAAUGCUGAUGAAGGUAUCAAAACACGAUCAAACUUUGGCACUGCUAGUGGAGCAGCUAUCGUACAGCCGAUUUCAGUCUCAGCGUAUCCGAUCGGGCAAGAAUCAUCACAAAGUAGCUUCUCCAGCGGUAGUCGUAGCUCUAAUCAAGAUGUGUACACAGUACCAGUGUACAGUGGAACAAAUGCCGAUCACACCUCCAAGUAUGUCGCUGCCUCCUCUAGUAGACAAGAUAACCAACAACGCUACUCGCCCUCUAACACCUACGUAGUAUACAGACAACCUGUUCCAGUUUACGGUCCAUUCAAUACCGGAAGUUUUGACACUUCUGCCCGUUUUGCAAAUUCAAACAACCAAGGUACUAUAUAUCCAGUGCCUGUGGUGCUACCAGCACGUAGCACUUCGAACCAGUAUGCGGCAGCUAAAGAUCAAAAAACAUAUAUCGUCCAUGGUACACAACCGGUCUACAGCGUUUCGUCUGAUCAAUCUUCCCUUGCCAACCAAAACUCCCAUGCCCAGUAUGUUCGACCAGCUUACCAACCAAUCUAUAACAAUCACCUAGCAUCUUCCCAAGAAUCUCACGUCCGUGCAUCGGAGUCAGGAUUAAAGGACAGGUUUACUCCCGUUCCAUUUGGGGCUUCUGCCUCGAAUUACGAAGAAGAAGCACGCAACGAAGAAUACAGCCGAAAGGGAAGUACCUAUGUCCGACCAGUCCCCGUGGUAACUGCGUCCUCCAACCGCGAAGAAUCGCAAGUACGCAAUGAAGAAUACAGCCGGAAAGGAAACACCUACGUCAGACCGGUCCCCGUGGUAACUGGAUCCGCUAUACGAGAAGAAGCCGAAGAACGCAACGAUGAGUACAGCCAAAAGGGAAGUGCUUACAUACCGGUUGCUCUGAAUACCGCUUCAACUGCCUCAAGAUACUCUCAGGACCAGCAACGCAUCCAGUCAGGAUCUGCCUACGUUCCAAUUCCCGUAGCAUCCGCCUCCGAGUCACACAACCAACAGAGAGAAAGCAGUUCAUCAUCGUCGCAGUACUCCGCUGCUCAACACCAGCGCCCUAGCUCCGGCGGAUGGUACUACCCUGCUGCAGGAUCGGCUGCUGCUGUCCAGGGAUCCCGCUACUCAGCUUACGAUUCGCAAAACGCAUUAAGCCAGCAGAGAGUUGGUGGUUAUGUGCCCAUCACAAACGAUGCUUUGGGACAGCGAUUCGGCGCCACGGGUUUGGAAGUUGGCGGAAGUGGCACUGAGCUGGGAUCCAUCAUGAGUGAAUCGGAACGAUUGGCGCGACUACAAGCCAAGAACGCCUACAAUGGAGCGGUGAGUGGCAGUUCGGCAAUCGAUACGGAAAAUCGGUUCGGUGGCAACAAUGACGAUACGAGCAGUGACCUGGGUGGGGGUUUCAAGCGGACGAAAUCGUGGUCCAGCAGUUCCAAGUGGGCUUCGGGUCAGAAGUAUGGCGAUGACGGUAAGAUCAAAACGUACAGUUCGUUGUCGACAGCGGAAAGUGAACAGCAUAACAUCAAUGGACAGAAGGCAGGAUACAAGGCUGCCACCACCACGCUGGAAGAUGAUGGGAAAGUUAGCACCUACAGUUUGCAUACCCAGUGAAGAGUGUUUUAGUAGUAUGUAAGGAAUUUUGUGUAAGGAACUGUUGACUGAAAUAAAUAUAUUAAAAAUGUGUCACGA